Messenger RNA from Aspergillus niger, 369 nucleotides. RefSeq lists its product as uncharacterized. The record is from RefSeq and is a predicted model, not a curated record. The transcript has 3 exons. The coding region runs from base 1 to 369 and encodes 122 amino acids. NCBI's taxonomy places the organism in Eukaryota, Fungi, Ascomycota, Eurotiomycetes, Eurotiales, Aspergillaceae.
AUGAACGUCACGCUCAAAAUCUGCUCUGUCCUCGCUCUAGCCGUCUCCGCACUGGCGUUGCCCACGACCGACACGCGAGUUAUCCAACUCCGUCUUUGGGGCGAAACCGGUUGUGCCGAGGAGAACAACGGCGAACUCGGCCUGUACCAAUCCGGCCUUAAUGAAUGUGGCACCUUCGCAGGUCCCGAAGCCAUCCACUCUAUCACCACCUACUACGUUGUAUCCGGGUAUGCUGUUGUGAAUGUUAAGAGAAUAGUGCACUAUAUUCAUGAUCGAGAAUAUGUGAGAUUCCAGAAUAGACUAUGUAAAGAGAAUCGACAUUAUGGUGCGAAUCCUCUAUUCUUUAGACGUGUAAUAACUAUGACCUAG